Messenger RNA from Manis pentadactyla (Chinese pangolin), 3264 nucleotides. RefSeq names its product coiled-coil domain-containing protein 170-like. The record is from RefSeq and is a predicted model, not a curated record. Lineage: Eukaryota; Metazoa; Chordata; Mammalia; Pholidota; Manidae.
CCCUUCGUGGAGUGUAUGAGUCUGCUGAUGUUUUGUUUCUUCAGUUUUGCUUCAUUGUUAUACUCCACAAAUUAGUGAAAUCAUUUGGUACUUGUCUUUUACUGCCUGGCUUAUUUCACUGAGCGUAAUACCCUAUAGCGCCAUCCAUGUUGUUGCAAAUGGUAGGAUUUGUUUUCUUCUUAUGGCUGAAUAAUACUCCAUUGUAUAUAUGUACCACAUCUUUAUCCAUUCAUAUACUGAUGGACACCAUUUUUAUUACAUUCUUAAAGGUUAGUAUGGGAGAACAGUACUAUUAUCUGUAUGAGUUAACUUUGUAUUAAGGGUUUCUUUGUUUUUUCCUACCUUUUGGGUUCUUUAGUUGCUCACUCUGUCUUUUUGAUAGCAUGGGAUGACAGGAAUAAACCAGAAGUAUAUCCUGCUCUUAGUUACCUUUAAUGUAGUAGGAGAGAUAAGAUUUUUACAUAAAAUAAUAUUAAAUGAGAAUAAUCAGAAGAAAAGUAUAUAUCAUAUACUAUAAGAGUUAGAAGCAGAUUAUCCUCACUUUGCAGGAAUCAAGGAAUGAGUCAGGCAUCUAUCAGCUCUGACAUUUUGGAAUCCUUGGUAUUGAAGGAUUUAUAGAUUCAUGCCUUGGCCCACAUAGUAGCUUGUUUCUUAGAGGCAAUAUGAAUGAAACUCAUUAAGUUUUAAUACAGUAUAAGAUUCAUUAAAUGAUAAGGAAAUAAAAAUAAACCCAAAGGGUAGGAUUUUUAAGACCUUUGUCUCCAGUAUCAUUCUUGUUCUGGGACUGAGGAGCAGUUUAUUCCCAUUCACCAAAGCUUGAUUUUUUUUUUAAUUCUCUUCUUUUGUUCUUAGAAAAGGAAUUGAUGUAGUAAUGAUUUUAGGUAUCAAAUAAUGAAAAUGAAAAAGACUAGUCUCAUUAGAGAUAUUUGUACUUUAAUAAUUGCCUUCAACGUCACUAAAUCUAGAAUGAAUUAAUAUAGUAAUUUCAAAAUGGAUUUUAGGGCUAGUGAAGAAAAUCAGGCCUUCAUGCUUUGUACUCCUUGUUCUUUAAAUCACACCAUCUUGUUUUUUUUUCCUCCUCUUAUGAAAAUUUCUCUCCUUCUGGGACAGUUCGAUUUUCUGAGAUGUACCACCCAGCAAAGGAAACACAUACCCCAUUUACACAUAGCCCCUCCAGUGCAAUUUCUAAAUGCUGCUAUUUUUCCCCCCAGAAUACAUAUUAAAAAAGAAAUCUCCAUCUUAUUGCCUAUUAAACAUAUGGAUAUUAAUUUGGAAGGUGGCUUUCCUCCAUUUCUUUUCAUUUCACUUUAGAAAAGAAAGAUAAUACAUGGAAUUGAACUGGGUAGGGAAAAUGGAUUUAGGUAGUACUGAAGUUCUGUGGGAAAUUGAAUUUAUAAAAAUUGUAAGGUUACAUUUUAUAUUCCUCUGGUGAAGAAAAAGUACUGUGAACUAUCACAUGCUACAUUAAUUCAUGUUGGACUUUUUAUCUUUUGGCUGAAUCUUAAGUGAUAUAGUUAGCAUUUCUGAUAGAUUGAAAUGACAAAUUUUCCAGGUCAGGUGUCUAUGAUUCAGAAGUAGUGUUUUAAGUAUGAUAUUGAGUGCAUAUAUGUAUAUUAGCAGGUUCAAUCAAUUACAAUUUAAACAAUGUUUUGACAUUAUCUUCAGAAACUAGAUCUGCCUUGCCUCCAAGCCACAGGUUCAGCUUCAGCUACCAGCUGCUUCCAUCUGGCUAAAGUGUGGGCAUCUGAAGUAGAACCUUCUCAAAGACAUUGCUAUUGACACUGGGCAAAUCUCAGCUUCUCUUCCUGACUGCUCUAUGCAAACUCCCCUUGGAAGCACCUUGGAUCACCAUUACUAGGUCUGUUUCAUGCUGUUUUUAUGUCCAGCAUGUCAGGCCCUCUCCAGUUUUUACACCACUUAGAUCCAGGAAGGCUUGCUACUGGCCAAAGCAAAGGGCUGCAUGAGGUUACACCAUCAAAAAUUAGGCAUCUAUCAGCUCCCACAUCUUGGAAAAAUUGUCCAGUGGCCUGUUUAGAUCCACCUUUCCAAGUGGUUCUCACCAGGAACCCAAUGACGUACAGCAAAGGGACAAUUGACCCAGCCCAUCCUGACCUUGGUGGUUUCUUGGUGAAAAACAAGAACCUUUUAGCUGAUCUAAGAAAUCUUCAAAACAAACUUUUCAUAAAAGAAACUUCAUUGCAAGAGAUGAAAAGUGAACUAAAAAAUUACAAAGAAAAUAACGUGCAGCAAUUGUUCCGGAUAAUGUACCUGAAAGAUAAUAUCAAGGACCUAGAGGAACUUAUUGCUUCUCUAACCAGAAUUAAAUCUUUGAAAAACACCAAUAUUCAGAGUCUUAAAAGGGGCAACUGGAAUCUAACUGAAAGAAUUAGAGGACUAGAAAAUCGCUUAAGGUCCUUGGAGCAGCUUCUGGUUUUAUUUCCUGAGCCACCGUGGGUGGGGCAGCUGUCGCAGAGCCCAGAGCCCUGCGAAGAGGGGCAGGCGUGCCAGGUGUGCUCUCCUGCGAGAACAGCGACCCUUGGAGCCCUGUUCUGGCUUCCUCCAUGCGCGCUGGCACAGCCUCUGAAUCUGGCCCGGGCGGCCGUGGAGGAGGAAAACUCCAGGACUAAGAAUUCCCAGACAGACAAGCACAGCAAGAUGUUUAAACAGCUGGAGAAGGACCACAAGCAACAGGCAUUACUAAAUGUUCAACAGAAUCUACAGUUUGCUACAACUCAAAGAUUAGAGGAAAAAAUUCAGAAAUUUCAAAAACAGCUCAGUGAUUUGAAACUAGCAAAUAAAAAUAUGAAAACUCUACUGACAAGAGUAAAUGUCCUUAAAGACAAAACAUUUGAAAAGCUCAGGCAAUCUCUAACAAAAGCUGAAGCAUUGAAAGGGAAGACUGUUAUGAAAACAGACAACUUGAAAACUACAUUAAUCUCUGCUGAGCAAGUGGCAAGAUGGGACAAAGAGAGGGCCCAUCAGAUGUUACAUGCUGUCACUCCUGAGCUCAGCACAGCAAAGAGCACACUUGAAAAAGCAUCAGGACAACAAGAGCUUGUUGACUUUCGAGAAACUAUUAUGAAGAUGUUGGGAUUUAACGUAAAAACAUCAGACAAGGAAAUCAUUACUCACCUAAGGCUUAUUAUAAAAGCUUAUGAAGCAUCUAAAAAAUCAAAGAUUGCUUCUGAAUGUGGGACUGGACAGGAUAAUGAAUAGAAAAUUUCUGCCUUUUAAUUACUACCAACAAGGACUUCAAAUAUGUGG